CUGAAAACCUCUACAAACGUUCAAGGCGGGACGAUAGAAAAGGCGAAUUAGGGUUCCGAUAGCUAUGGCCGGAGAAGCGACGAGCAGCCGCCGAAAGAGGCAACGACUUGUUGAAGAAGAAGAAGAGGAAGGCGAGAACAGUGGAGGAGAUGUGGUGGCAAGAUCUGGGACAUUGUUGGACCUCGAACUUCUCGAUUGUCCUGUUUGCUUUGACUCACUCACGAAACCUAUCUUUCGGUGUGACAGUGGACAUGUCGCGUGUUCGUCGUGUUGUACUAAGAUGAUGAACAUAUGCCCUUCUUGUGAUGAUCCCAUUGGUGAGUUUAGAUGCUUUAUAAUGGAAAAAGUUGUCGAAGCAAUAGUUGUUCAAAGAGAAGAAGACGAAGAAGAAGAAGAAGAAGACGAAGAAGAAGAAGACAAAGAAGAAGAAGAAGAUGAAGAAGAAGACAAAGAAGAAGAAGAAGAAGGUGAGAAUGGUGAAGGAACGAGGACUGAAAGUGUAGACGGUGAUCUUGUGAUCUCAGAAGAAGAAGAAGAAGAAGAAGAAGAAGAAGAAGAAGGUGAGAAUGGUGAAGGAACGAGAACUGAAAGUGUAGACGGUGAUCUUGUGAUCUCAGAAGAAGACAAAGAAGAAGAAGGUGAUAAUAGUGAAGGAACGAGGACUGAAAGUGUAGACGGUGAUCUUGUGAUCUCCGAGACACAAUCAGGAACGCUGCUCGAUCUACAGCUUCUCGAUUGUCCUGUUUGCUCUAAGGCACUCACGGCUCCUAUCUUUCAGUGUGAUAGCGGACAUAUUGCUUGCCAGUCAUGCUGUAAGAAACAGAGGUAUAAAUGCUCUGCUUGUUAUUUACCAAUCGGUAACUAUCGAUGCCGAAUACUGGAGACUGUCGUAGAAGCAGUCAUUGUCCCAUGCCCGAACGCCAAAUAUGGUUGCAGUGAGAAGUUCUAUUACGGAAAAGAACUAGUCCACGAGAAAGAAUGCAUUUUCACUCCGUGUUACUGUCCUGCACCAGACUGCAACUACAGAGGCAUGUACAAGGAUCUGUAUAGCCACUACGAUGCUAACCACAAGAGUUGGUGUGGCUAUGAUCAUUUCGGUAGUGGCCAUGAGACUGAUGCAUGGCUACCAUUCAGUGAAAAGAUUCUUGUCCUUCAGGAAUAUCAAGAUGGUCCAUUGGUUGUAAUUCAGGGUUUCGAGAAGCCAGAUGGAGUGUCUUUCACUGUGAACUGUAUAGCACCUUCUGCUCAUGGAGUUGGGGAGUUUGCUUUUGUACUCUCUGACUCGUAUGGAGGUGAACAUUGGACAAGAGGAUCAGAUAAGAUGAAUAAGAUUCAGAAAGUGAGCUUUCAAGCUCCUGAGAAGUGCUUCAUAACAGUUCCCAUGUCUAAUCUUAAGAUGAAGAUUCGCAUCACCCGGCGAAACGAAGAAGAAAGAAGAUGAAGUCGAAGAGGAGUAAUUAUCAUAUCAGAUCCUUGGUAUGUCGUUUUGUUCAUAUAUCAGUUGCCUGCUACUUAGAAAGCCUGACCCUUUUUGUUUGUUUGUUUGUUGUAGCUAGUUUUAUCUAUGCACUCUAAAUCGCAUAUAUGUUCGGUUUAUCGUUUUACUGAAUGAUGUUUCUUUCUUCAACCAUCGAUUAUAUAUUCGUAUGUUUGUUCUUUGAGCC
Messenger RNA from Capsella rubella, 1664 nucleotides. RefSeq names its product E3 ubiquitin-protein ligase SINA-like 2. The coding region runs from base 65 to 1441 and encodes 458 amino acids. Lineage: Eukaryota; Viridiplantae; Streptophyta; Magnoliopsida; Brassicales; Brassicaceae. Gene Ontology annotation, molecular function: zinc ion binding. The transcript is spliced from 3 exons. The record is from RefSeq and is a predicted model, not a curated record.